GCCUGCUUUGGUCUGGCCUUGUCUUGUCUCGUGCGCGCGCAGUCAAGUCCAGAUCCGAGUGUCGAGGCGCAGAGGUGGACUCGCUCGACUCAUUCGAGGCAUCUCUGUAGAUGGUGACGGCAGGCAACAAGACAGCACCCGCAGCUCAGAUUGCCCAACAAACAUCAGUCACACCGCCCUCCUACAGCGCACAGCCAGCUCAAGGCGAAGAGACGCUAGCACCUUUUGACCAAGCCAUGUCGCAGAUGACGUCUAUCGUUCAGAAUGUACCACAAUACCUACAGGAUGUUCGGAACUUUCAGCAAACCAGACUGUCCGCGCUCAAACCGAUCAAUGAGUUCUUUGACCAUCAGAGACUCAGCCGGCCACGCGACCUCAACGAAGCCACAACGCGCAUCUCUCAUAACACCCGCUACUUCUCGGGCAACUAUUCUAUCGUCAUCGCCGGCUUGGCCGUCUAUGCCAUCGUGACGAACCCGAUGCUGUUGCUAGCCUUCUUCUUCCUCGUCGGCGGCUUUGCAGCAAUCAAUAAAUUUGCACCCGAGCCUGACGAGGCCGGUCAACAAGUCGUUACCCAGAAGACUCUAUAUACGGGCCUGUUUGUCAUUGGCAUCCCACUCUUAUGGAUCGCCCGACCCGUGAGCACAGUAUUCUGGAUUGUUGGUGCAUCUGCCGUCCUCAUCCUCGGCCACGCCUCUGUACUCGAGCCCAGCGUAGAAAGCGAGUACAAUUCGGUAGAGCAGGUAUGCAUUACGGAUCGUCACAUAAUCUACCAGUAUCGUACGGCGAGCCCGCAAGACGAACAUUUUUUUUUUCAUCUGAUGCGAAUCUAG
This is a messenger RNA of Mixia osmundae IAM 14324, 833 nucleotides long. RefSeq lists its product as uncharacterized. Gene Ontology annotation, cellular component: Golgi apparatus. The transcript is spliced from 7 exons. The coding region runs from base 111 to 833 and encodes 240 amino acids. The record is from RefSeq and is a predicted model, not a curated record. NCBI's taxonomy places the organism in Eukaryota, Fungi, Basidiomycota, Mixiomycetes, Mixiales, Mixiaceae.